AUGGUGUCAUGGUCAGUAUGUCACGGUUCGAAGCUUUUGGCACGCCAGCAGCUUGCAGAGGCUAAAGAGGAGCUGCAGCUACUGCAGAUGGAGAUUGAAAACGUAAAGAAAUUCGUUCGUGAAAUGAUGAUCGGAUAUAACAACAAAGUAAAGAAAGUGUGGGAAUCUCUAAAAGGCUGGUUUAAGCAGUACUAUGAAGAUGAAGAGCUUCUGGACGAUGCCUCGAAUUUCCUUUUUCAGUUGUUAUAA
Molecule: messenger RNA, 249 nt
Organism: Gongylonema pulchrum
Lineage: Eukaryota; Metazoa; Nematoda; Chromadorea; Rhabditida; Gongylonematidae
Source: the annotation of a GenBank genome assembly